AUGGCUUGCUCAGAUCCCAAGGCGAUCCACAUCAUCUAUCCUAUGAAAUCUGCACCUCCAAAGAGUGAUUUCUACAGCAUGUGGCAGAACCCAAACAUUGGCAACUUUCCAGACCACUUCAGUCAGCGCGACGAAAAAGUCCAUGCCGAGCGGAGAAGGAUUAUCAGCCAUGUCUAUUCUCUGAGCAAUAUCCUCCAUUCAGAACCGUAUAUCGAUAAUUGUUCCAAUCUUUUCAUGCAACGAAUGGGGGCUUAUGCGGAUGCUGAGGAAACAGUGGACCUGGGAGAAUGGCUUUAA
This is a messenger RNA of Cladophialophora bantiana CBS 173.52, 297 nucleotides long. RefSeq lists its product as uncharacterized. The record is from RefSeq and is a predicted model, not a curated record. Gene Ontology annotation, molecular function: oxidoreductase activity, acting on paired donors, with incorporation or reduction of molecular oxygen; heme binding; iron ion binding. The transcript has a single exon. Lineage: Eukaryota; Fungi; Ascomycota; Eurotiomycetes; Chaetothyriales; Herpotrichiellaceae. Bases 1 to 297 code for a protein of 98 amino acids.